This is a messenger RNA of Sinocyclocheilus rhinocerous, 2788 nucleotides long. It is a transcript of the gene cracr2aa, whose product is annotated as calcium release activated channel regulator 2Aa. The record is from RefSeq and is a predicted model, not a curated record. Bases 282 to 2486 code for a protein of 734 amino acids. The transcript has 18 exons. NCBI's taxonomy places the organism in Eukaryota, Metazoa, Chordata, Actinopteri, Cypriniformes, Cyprinidae. Gene Ontology annotation, molecular function: GTP binding; GTPase activity; calcium ion binding.
GCUCAAAGUUGUCGGCAGCUUUCUGUAGUCAUCAAUCCAUAUCGCGUUCAGCUUCAGUUUCACAAUCUUCUGGACGUUCAGUUAAACUUCAGUCUCAGUUACUGCUUGCUGAAAUUGUCUGCACUCCGUGUCAAAUUGUGGAAAGUUUCACUCUUAACAGUACUUUUCAACAAGAGAUCGUCGCUUCAUGGAUGGACUUUAUGAAGUAACAUCAGCGGCUUGCCUGUUUAAAGGGCUGACCCAUGUGAGGAGAGUGGAGUUCGCACACACAUACAUACAGUAUGCACACACAAAUACACACACACACACACACACACAUAGACAGCAUGGCAUCUUUCUCCAGCACCUGUGGCUCCAAGGUGGACCGGGCGUCCCAUCGUAGGGGAGAAGACAGGCAGGGGACGCCCAGUGACAGCGACUGCAGUGCUGUGCUUGAGAAGACCAGGGAGUUCUUCCAGAUUUGUGACAUCGAGGGCAAAGGCUUCAUUACACGACGGGACAUGCAGAGAUUAAAUGGAGAGCUUCCGCUGAGUGCUGAGGAACUUGAGAACGUCUUUGCAACUCUGGACGCAGAUGGCAAUGGAUAUCUGACCCUUGAGGAGUUCUCCUCCGGCUUUAGUGAAUUUAUGUUUGGUCCAGGUGUGGUGUCAGUAGAUCCACAUGCAGGCGAGGAGCCAGUCUCAGCAAAGACUCAAGAAGUGCUCUACGAGAGCCAGUGGGAGGAGAGACACAGCAGGGGAGACGAUGACGAGGAGCAACACUUCUGCAUGCUAAUGGAGAACCUGGGGGCAAGCAACAUCUUUGAAGAGCCAGGAGAGGUGCGGAGUCUUUGGGUGCAGCUCAGAAAAGACGAACCUCACCUUCUGUCCAAUUUUGAGGAGUUCCUUGCCAGGGUCACUUAUCAGAUCAAAGAGACCAACCAGGAGAAGAAAGAGAUGGAGACGGCCCUUAAAAGGAAAGCAGCGACACAUGAUGAUGAAAUCCAGAGGCUAUAUGAAGAAAUGGAGCAACAGAUCAAGAAUGAAAAGGACAGGAUACUCUUAGAGGAUUCUGAGCGGUUCUUGUCUCGCAGUCAGGACAUGGAGCACCAGCUUUCCGCUAAAGAGAAAGAGCUGGAAAUCCUUUCUAACAAACAGAAACGGCUGGAGCGUCAGUGUCGAGAGCUGUACAGCGAGCAGCGGGAGACAGCCGUGGAGAACGUCAAACUGAAGCAGUGUAAUGAGGACUUGAGCAGUGAGCUGGACAACACCACCCAGGAGCUGAGUCUGGCCCAGGAGCAACUCAUGCUGCUGCAGGAACAGUCCUCAUGCCUGCACGAGGAAAGAGAGAUGGAGAUUUAUAGGGUUACAGAAAGCUUGCAAAGAGAGAGGGCAAGUCUUCUCAAGCAGCUUGAUUUGCUGAGGGAAAUGAACAAACACUUACGAGAUGAAAGAGACAUGUGCUAUCAAAAACCAAAUACUUCUGCUGCAAAACUCUCAUGGAAACAGAGGCCUGGGUCAAUUACUAUGAAGCAGUCUGAGCGGAAGAAUUCAUUUAAGAGUGAUGAGGAUGAAGAGGUUCUGCCACAAUCAAAGCGGAAGAACGUGAUUGGCGUAAAUGGGCACAGCAUGGACCUGGAGGACAUGGUAGAUGGACGACCUCCUUCAAAACACCAGCUCCAGAGAAUCAUCUCCAUCGAGGAGGACCAUCUUCCUCAGCUCCUUCAGCAGGGUUAUCAAGCCCAUCUCAGAGAUUGGAGUGAAGAUGAGGAGUUGGAGGAGGGCAUGGACCUCCAGAUGAGCAAUAUUUACCCCACAACCAGCACUCCGACCUCUGUUUCACCCCCUUCAGGAGUCGCACCCACACCCACCUCACCCAGAGGACAGCCUGUGGGCAAAGAGACAGUCCAGUCGGAGGAAGGGGCCAGUUCAGGUCCAGAUCGUCUCUUUAAGAUAGUUCUGGUGGGGAAUUCUAGUGUGGGAAAAACAUCUCUUCUACGUCGCUUCUGUGACAACUGUUUCCACUCUGGUACAUGUGCUACUGUAGGUAUUGACUACAGUGUGAAGACUCUUACAGUAGACAACAGCCAGGUAGCCUUGCAAAUGUGGGACACAGCAGGACAGGAGAGGUAUCGCAGCAUUACCAAGCAGUUUUUUCGCAAGGCCGAUGGCGUGGUAGUGGUGUAUGACGUCACUAAUGAGCAGACUUUCACAGCAGUGAGGCAUUGGCUGGCCAGCGUGCAGGAGGGAGCAGGUGAGGACAUUCCCAUCAUGCUCCUGGGGAACAAGACCGAUCUAGAUGGCCAGAGAGAGGUUCCACUGGGAGUGGCAGAGAAAUUAGCCAAGGACUUUCAGUUGAUUUUCUAUGAGUGCAGUGCUUUUUCAAGCCACAAUGUGACAGAGUCCAUGAUUCAUAUGGCAAGAGUUCUAAAAGACCAAGAGGACAGAGAAAAAGAGAAAACUGUGUCACUAGUAGACAGCCACGCUAAGAAGAAGUCCUGCUGCUAGCAGAAAGUCACCCAUAAACACUCACAGAAACCUGCAGAUCUUUCAAACCUUUUUUUUGCUUUGCAUUUUAAUACGGUUUGGUGUUAAUGCUGAUCUGUUAUUCUUCCUCUUAUGUUCCUGUUUUUUCUUUUUGAAUGACCACUGUGGAGUUAAAAAUAUUCGGUCUUUUUAUAUACCAGUACCUCUUUACAAUGUGAAACGGAUGAGUUUUAUGAUAAUAGUUAGAUGUAGGGCUUGAAAUAGAGCACUAUAGUUUUGUACAUUACACAGUUGUAAAGCGUGUCCCAUUAAGGUCAUUUAAA